AUGAUGCUUUUCCCAAGCCUCCCGCCACUCCCCGUCCCACUCGCCCUCACCACUUUUCUCCUGGGCCUGACAGCCGCGCCAUUUCUCCGUUCCUUGCUGGCGGGAAUUGUGGCACGGAUCGCCUCGAGGCUGCUUGGCUCAAGCGCCAGCAAGGAAGGGAUAAUUGGGGCACAUGCGGUGAAAGAAGGUCAUGGCCUCUACAGCCUGGACCAUGGGGUGUUGAAUCUACCCAGCUUGACCCCGACGGAGAUGUGGAUGAAUAUGGGAUACUGGAAGAACACAGCUUCCUUUCCCGAAGCCUGUCGGGCAUUGUUGGAUAAGAUCCUGCAAACAGCAGGUUUAGACGUCGUUUCCACAAUCAUCGCUGUCAGCGAUGACAGUGCGGAUGCCACUGCUACUGGCGUGGACUACCAGUCACGGACAAAUAGUCAGGUAACACUCGGGUUCUCAAGAGGGGAGGGGGAGAGGGGUAAAAGGACGUCAAGAAACGGGGUAAAGAGGGUCAUCCUAGAUGUUGGAUUUGGAUGUGGUGAACAGACUUUGUAUCUGAUGAGGAAAAAAGCGACUGUACAUGUGGCACCUGGAGGUGGUGAUGCUGAUCAAGCUGGCUUCAUUACCAGUGAUGGCGAUGAUAAUAAGAAGAGUUGUGGCGCGCAAAACAAGACAAAUGAUAAUGGCAAAACCACGGAAAGCACACCGCUCUUCCAGCACUACGUCGGUAUCACUAUCGAGAAGAUGCAAUGUGCAUUCGCUCUCUCCAGAGUAGAGAAAGCUGCAAGGAAUUGCAAUAGCUCUGUACGCGAAAACGGGCCCUCGAAGGAUUGGAGCGCAAUACAAUGGCAAUCGACAAGCCGGGUUGUCGAGUUAUUCUGUGGAGACGCAGCUAAACCACAUGCUUGGUCGGAAGAAAUACAGCGGUCAAUCUCGACUGCUUUUGGGGAAGGCAGGUAUGCUAAGGAGGGCGGAGAAGUGGGAGUAAAGAGGGCUGAGGAGCGCUAUGUCCUAGGCCUCGACACGCUGUACCACUUUAGCCCUUCGAGAAAGGAGCUGUUCGAAUAUUCACAUUUCACUCUCCAAGCAACUAUACUGGCCUUUGACCUCUUCCUACCGCCGAAACCGCCCUCGUCACCACCACUUGACAAAGUGAAAAGAAGUCUGAAUAUGUUUGCCCUCCGCUGCUUGGCACCGGCCUUGUCUGCCCCUUUCUCAAAUUUCGUUACAAUGGCCGAAUAUAAACAGCUUCUGGAGAAGGCCGGGGCUUCACUAAGUGGAGAGUCUCUGGAUGGCUAUUUCGCUGGUUGGCUAGCGGACAAGUGCUUCGGGCGGGUGUUGUUGUUGCGAGAUGGAAAGGUAGCUCUAGGAGCCGUAUGA
This is a messenger RNA of Histoplasma capsulatum G186AR, 1371 nucleotides long. RefSeq lists its product as uncharacterized. The record is from RefSeq and is a predicted model, not a curated record. Bases 1 to 1371 code for a protein of 456 amino acids. Lineage: Eukaryota; Fungi; Ascomycota; Eurotiomycetes; Onygenales; Ajellomycetaceae. The transcript is spliced from 3 exons.